AUGGCGCGGGAGGUCCUGCGAGGCGCCGCUGGUGCACGCGCCGCCGCGAACCGCCUCGCGCAGCGACUUGUGCGCGCGCUGGAAGAGGCCCGGGGAGAGGCCGCCAGGCUCCGCGAGCUGCUCGAGGCGAACCUGGAAUGCAGCUCGCACGGCGACGUCGCUCUCGACGAGGCCAGCAGGCGAGAGGCCAUCGCCAGGCCCUCCCUGUUGGCGUGCGUCCGUGGGCGCGUCGAGCCUCGCGAGCUGAAGCGGAUGCGUGACGUCGCCUGGCAUGCCGAGCGCUGCCCAGCGAUCGACGCUCCGCCGAAGGAGCGGCGUCUCGCGGCGCGCGGGCCUCGCCUGGAGACCCGGCAGCAGGCGGCGGUCGACUGCAUCGUCACCAUCCGCGAGGCCGAACCCGCGGUGGCCUGGCCCCACCGGUGGCCGCCGCUGAGGUCCAGCGCCUGGCCCUGCGCCCCUCCCGCCGCGUGCGUCGACGUGCUGCUUGGCACCCAGGGCGUCGAGGUGCUCGGCGCGGCGGCCGCGGAACGCGAGGAGAAGCAGGGCUGGCAAAGCCUCCGCUGCACCUUUGGAGCCGUGGCCGCGAUGCCGCUGCCAGUGACGCUCUGGAGUGAGGGCAGCGUUGCAGGCGCGGGAGCGCCGCCGCAGCCAGGCCGAGAGGCCGGCGCGGCCACGGCUUGCUCCGCCGCGGCCGCUCCCUCGGAGCGCAGCGAGGCCGUCACGCAGCAUCCUCUUGCUCAUCCCUCGGCCCUCGUCCGCGGUGGAGAGGGGGCCGACGGCGCUUAUGACGCGUCGGGCGCUGCUGGAAGGGCGAGGGCGCUCGUAGUCAGCGCCUGGCUCGGCGAGCACGACUCGGGCGAGAGCGAGGAGGACGUGGAUGGGACCAGCCAGCCGCUCCACGAGUACGACCUGUUUGGCGUUGAGCCCGACGACGAUUCCGAGUCGGAGGGCAGCCGCGACUCGUGCGAUGUGUCCGAGGACGAAGCGACCAGCGGUGCCGUCGAGGGCAACGAACUUUCGGCCGCCGCCGUCAUCCGCAGCGAGGGGUACGCGCCUGACCCGAGCAGGAUCGCAUAUCUGGCAAGAGGCGGCUGCUGGAUGGCGCCAUUGCCGAGGCGGGGAGAUUGA
Prorocentrum cordatum is the source of this 1128-nucleotide messenger RNA. The record is from the annotation of a GenBank genome assembly. NCBI's taxonomy places the organism in Eukaryota, Dinophyceae, Prorocentrales, Prorocentraceae.